AUGCCAACUCAAUUCUUAGUGACAAGACAGUCCACCAGCAUUAAUUGGUCUGGCGAGGUUGAUAGCAAUCGAACCAGGGCCACGAUUGCCAAGGCGCAAGCAGAAGCUCCCCAGUCUUCCCUGGCUCUCACAUUCCCAUACAGCGAGUGCAAGAAGGCACCUUCUGCGUACCGCCUUGAACAAUUUGUCAGCUCAAAGGCAAACAACACGUACUGCUUCGCGAUCCGGGUUGACCGUCCUGCCAACUGCUCGGACGCCUGUUGCAGCAGCAAGCUGAUCGUGAAGAAGCUCGUGGUCAACGUGAAGCCGGAAUGCGACGUUCCAGGCGUCCUGCUCGCAGCUACCCUGAAUGGCAAGCCCACGUCCAUCCUACCAACCUUCGACAAGGGACGAGAGGCGGGCGUUACACUCCUGAGGCUUACCCACCUGGACCUGAGCCUUGACGCUGCAAACGGUGCUGAAAUCUGCAUCACACUGAAUACCAACCGGGCCAAGAAGGGCUGCAUUAACCUCGAACAGCUUUGCGUGCCACCCCCCAACGAAAUACGCCCAGGCACGCAGUGCAGCGCCGUCACAACCAUAGUGGCGGAAGCCAUGGCAUCUGCAGCAGCAAUGUUCGGCGACAACAUCACAUCGGACUUCACCUUGAUGAGCUGCAGCGGCGGCAACAUCACCUUUUGUGGCACGCUUGUGCACACCUCCAAUCCCACCAUCCCACCAAGCGCCUUCAAUACCGAAGCCGCCGCCCUCCUAUCGAAGUUGCUGUCGGCAGCACUAAUCCCUCACGGCUGUCCACCAUACCUGUACAACCAUAUCAUUCACGCUGAGCUCACUGCGAACCUCCCAGGCAUCGGACUAACUAGGUUGGCUGAAGCUACGGAAACGUGCACGGAGUUGAUGUAUGCCAUGCACAUGGGGGCACUCCGUUUCCCGAACUCCAGCCGUUGUGACGCAAGACAAGGUUCGGCACCCUUUGCGGCCGGUUACUUGUAUUCGUCGAGGCCAGGUCUAGGGCGAAGGUCCAACAGGACAACUCUGUACUGCUUCACCUUCACAAGCUUAAGCAGCGUUAUUGAUGGAGCGAGAUGCGGAAAUGCAACAAUCCUUCAAAAGGUGGAUUUCUGGGCCAACGAGGAGCUACGGCGAAGUUUUGUCGGCUUUGGGGUCAGACCCAGCAACUCUGGAAGUCUGGUCUUCCGUAGCCCUUCGUGGGGCCCCCCUGGCAGCAACAUCGUCAAGGCCACUCAGCUGCGCUGGACACUACAGCAAGCCGCGGGGGCGGAGAUUUGCCUGGAGCUGCUCAACUCGGUCUCCCUGCUCGACUUCUGCAUAAGCCCCUACACCGGCGCCUGCUACUUGAGCAUUUUUGAUCCUUCCGGAGCUUGCUGCCCGGUCUAUACAGCAAUGGAGGGUUUCCCCGCACAGUAG
This is a messenger RNA of Volvox carteri f. nagariensis, 1428 nucleotides long. RefSeq lists its product as uncharacterized. The record is from RefSeq and is a predicted model, not a curated record. Lineage: Eukaryota; Viridiplantae; Chlorophyta; Chlorophyceae; Chlamydomonadales; Volvocaceae. The transcript is spliced from 6 exons. Bases 1 to 1428 code for a protein of 475 amino acids.